GCGGUGUGGUGUGGUCAACAGUGGCCUCUUCAUUAUGUUCAUUGCUUGCUUCAUUGAGAUCUUUACCUGCUCUAUGGAUUAUAUAGCGUCAAUUUAAUGCCGAAAUUAACUGAAAUAUAUGUAUAGGAAAAAGUUCGUCCACUUUGAAGAAUUAUUGCCGUGCAAUGGUCGUUUGUAGGAUCAUAGUGUGGGUUCCGUAACUUCAACAGUGCAGUCCGGGUGAAACCCCCUACUAAACGACGUCACUUCUGGCAUUGCGGGAAUAGCUUGCAAUGCAGGAGCUUUUUAUUUGUGUAAUGUGAACUCGUGUACUGUGAAUAUCACAUAUUUCUGUCUUCCAUGGUAAUAGAAACCUAUUUGGACUGCGGAUACUUUCUUAGGAGCGUACCUACCGAAGUUGUAAUCGGUGGUGCCUUGAUUGCGUUGGAUCGUAGCAGGACGUUAUACCUAAAAUUGAUCUGCAAAUCCUCCUACAAUUUAGGUGUUACUCAUGAUUGAUAGGCUAACUCAUCAACUGCAGUACUGCUGACCACUUCAACGUAUAUGUUAUGAGGUACUUCAAUACCUCGACUUGUUAACACGUAAUAACACCCACAAGCAUUUAUUUCGUCUGUUUAAUCUACGCCUUGGUAUCUUCAAUUUAGUCGAGAUGCUGAUGUGUCCCUCAUGCCUCCACGAGAUGCCACUCCCGUCGGCAGUGGCAGCGACGCUGUCUUCCUCUGGCGUGACUGCUUCCAUAGCGCAGGGUAGCGCGCUCCCGCGGUCUUCGGCGUCCGAUUUAAGAACUUCAGUGUGCCCGAAUUCAUCGUCCAAAAGUUCGUCGUGUCCAUGCGACAAGCCACUAUUGUCUUCACUCCUGAGUCCUCCAUGUGGUAUCACGCAAACUGGCCACACAUCCAAGACUUGCCAUGUCACGCCCAUGUGUCGAUCAAGGGCGCCUUGCCAUGUGACGCCGUACGUUUGUGGUUGUGCCCUGAGUCGUUCGCAGUCUGCAUGCCAAGGCCCACAGACGACCCUUAGUCCGGCAGUUACGUCUUCUGCGUCCAGGUCCUGUCGAGUUCUUAAUUGCCCUGCUAGCAUAGAUGCAAAUAUCAACGUUGAUCACAAUACAACUUGCGUCCAUGCUGACCUUCGGGUGAACAUAUCAACACCUUCUAAUAUUUCUAAUCAAAACUUGAAUGCAAAUGUCACUCGUUCUUUGCGUGGUGGAUGUGAAGCUCCGGUUACUGUUCCCUGUCUUUCUGGAAAUUGUUUGAAGAGCCCGUCUGAAAAGGAUAAUAUCGACAUCACUAAAACAAAGCUAGCCAGUCUAUGUUCAUGCCCAACAUCGCCUUCAACUCCUUUGAACAAAAGUAAUACAUGGCCCUCGAAUAAUAUUAGUCACUUGAAUACCAAAGAACUCUCAGAAGAAAACGCUACCACUGUGAAGCAUUGUUGUGGCUGCAUAUGUCCAUGCUACGGAAUGUGUUUAUUGCAUGCAUCAGUUUCCAAUUCCAACCAUGUAUGUCAAAAUCACCCGGAAACUCCGCAUAAUUGUUCUUUUAAUCACACCACAUGUUCUGAUUCGAAUAAUUGUGACGGCCGUGUUCCCUUAACUAGGCAAAUCUCUUGUCCAAACACGAACCCUUUAACUUCACGCAUUUCGUGCCCUUGUCAACUUCAACUACAGCAAUCGUUUCAAGCGACGCAAACGUCUUUCGACGCACCUGCCAACGAUCUACCUUUUAACUUCUCCCAGCGUCGAGGGUCUUCUCACUUAUUUUCACCUGAACUUAAUUGUUCUUCGUCAGUAAACAAUUCUGGCCUUUCGGUCACAUCUCGAAGCCAAGCUGGAAAUUUUGUAGUUUUCAAUUCUAUGUGUGGAGGUGGAUUAGUGACAGAAAACCCUCCUCAGCCAUCUCGGUCUUCUUCCCCUGAACUGAAAUUUACAUUUUCUGUACCUUUAACUGGUUGUUUUCAGUCUCAGUCUGGGUCCACUUCCCCUUCUCAAUCAAGUACUAAUCACACGAUAAGUUUUGAUCGGAACGCUCUAAUGCAAACUCUGGCUUCUUUGUCCACCAUACCUGUUACUUCAAAUGCUGCAUUCUCUGUCCCUAAUGCGAGUUCCUGUGGAUCUGAGCCUAAUUCAGCCCAGACAUCGCAGGGGGAGAGUCUUUCUUUCCAGAACAUUUCGUCGAGAUCGUUUCCGACGAGCACUUCGUAUCCCUGUUCUCUAUCCUCAUCUUCUUCCACGUCUCCUUCUCCUGUGUCUUUCGAUACAAAUUCUUCAUUUUGUUCCGGGUGUAAUUCGCAUGUUCGUGAAAGGCAUAGCUCUCAUUGCAACCAUUUGCAUCAACAUGGCAAUGACUUCAAUCGUAACUGCUCUGACGAAUUGUGCAAAGUUAGCGAAACCACAAACCACUUCAUUACCUCCAUCAAUAAUAUUGUUAUGACAUCUCCCGUUGUUCCUGCUACUCCUUCAGCAAGUGCACUCCCAGAACGCCGUCUUAAUCGACCAUGGACAUCGACUGAUGAUUCCAUAGUUCUACAACGAGCCCGAGCUGAACUAGAGGAAUGCGGUUGGUAUUACGGUGGUCUGACGUGGAAAGAAGCAGGUUCAGUUCUUGCUGGUUCCUCGGAGGGUUCGUUUUUGGUUCGUGACUCCUGGAGCGGCCGUUGCCUGUAUGCACUGAGCCUGCAAACAGCGAGAGGCCCAACUAGCGUAAGAAUCGAGUACGAGAGUGGCAAGUUUCGGCUGGAGAGUGAAACCAGUGCAAGAGAUGGUGUCCCUCAGCGGUCCAGCGUUGUGGCAUUGGUGCAGGCAUACACCCAGACCAGCCACCCUGCUCAUGUGUGGGUGGAUCACUCCGGGCAAACUGUGAGCGCAAUAUCCGUCAAGAAACCAUUGAGGAAAAAUCCUCCGUCUCUGCAGCAUUUGUCUCGCCUGGCUUACAAUGCAUCUCCAGUCAAAGUCAGCCUACUCGACUCCAGAAUUCCUACUUUACUCAAAACUUAUCUCGAGUCUUACCCACACGCUUGCUGACUACUCUAUUCUCGUAUUAACCUAAAGAAGCAAAGAAUUAUUCAAUAUUGUAUCUGUCUCCACAUAUCUUUAACCUGGUAAGCUUCAUUGUCUUAUUUAUUUGAAUCUUCUCUAUUCUACUUAUGGAAGAGAGAUAUCUUUCUUAAUGUAAGAUUUUCAUGUGCGCCUAUGUCAAGGGGUAGAAUUUUCAUGCUUGUUUUAAGAAAAUUCUAGUUUUUCUUACAAUAAUAUUGUUCCUCCAGUCCAGAAAUUUAAAGGCAGUAAAUAAUCGUUUUUAUACAUUGUGUUAUUCUUGGACUCUAAAAAGUUGUAGGUAAUUGCCCAUGUAUUAUAUACGAAAUAACCUUACUACAUUAUACCUUAUACCCACGUACUCUACCCGCUAGGGUCCUGACUUGCCUAUUGAUCGUACCGUAGAUAAAAAAAUCAUUUUAUGAUUUGUUGCUAAAUAAAGUUUUAGCAAACUUGCUUUAUUCGCUUUUCCGGUCAACUUCGCACCAUGUAUCGUUAGCCAAAUUUGUUUACCAUUUGAGCUGUAACCUUUCAGUAAAUAAUUUUGUAUCGCAUUGAGUAAAAAGUAGCAAGAGUGGGGUAAUUUUAUAAGCAAUUUUCAUUCAGAUUAAAGUAAUAUAAAUUAUCAUGUGUCAGGUGCUGAUAGCAAUCGUGCUGCCUUGAUGUUUCUCAAGUUGUGCAAUCUUCCAUUUAGUUACGUAGCAGCGCUAUAUUUAUUUCCAUGUUGUCUUCCGUGUACUUAAGAUACAUCGUUGCUCGUUUCAAUUAAAUUUGUUUCCCCGCUAGGGAUAUUGUCGAAAUUAAACUUUUAAAUGUGCCCAUUUCUCUUUUCGUAACUUUGAUGCUGAAUAUUGGUUCAUUUUUCUUCUGAUAAUAUCGGCUCGAUAAUAUCAUUUGUCCGCGGGCUUAUAAUGUACCUUAUUCCUGUUAAAAUUUUCCCAUAGAUCCAUGUCAUUUGGUUUCAUGUUCACUGACGUAUUUACAAAUGCAACUUUAUAGGCUGUUCUGUAGGCUGCAAUGUUAUUCUCGUCGUAAGUGAAGCCUUGUAGCAAUUUCUAAAUAUGGUACGCUUGUUGUGAUCACGUUUAUAAAAUUCAAUGGUCAAAAUUCAUCGCAGAAAUGGUUCAGACUAACUUCUCGAUUCACCAAUCGAAUAUUCAAAAAUGUUCUCAGUGUAGGGUGUUUGAUUAACAGGCUGGUAGAAACGAAUGUUGAGCCAACGAUAACUCCAAUAGGUACGAUGUGGUAUGAGUUUACAUUCUAACAUACGCACAAGACAUAAGUGCCAAAAAUGACGAGAUCAUGUCGAUGCAAGUUUGCCGUUUCGUUCUGCUAACGUGGUGCUAUAGUAACGAUGAUAUUAUUCUUAACCGUGCAUGGUUUUAAGCUGCACGCAAACUUGCUACUGUAUCAUCUGAUUAGGCAGUGUAAAUCAAUUGUACCUUCGCAGUUAAUUCCAUUGCAGUAAGAAGAUAUAGUUGAAAUUAAUUAUUUUUGAAACUCUGCGUUAAAAUCAACGAAGAUUUUGACCUACUCGAACCUACUCGAUGAGUAAGUUGGGAUUGCCUUUAUUCAAUUGCGAAUAUUGUUUCUUUACUUAUGACACCUGAAUGCUUGAACUUGAACUGUAACGUUAGUCCUUGAAUUGAUGGCGGUAAUAUUAAGCAUAUGAUAUUCACGCACCUUACGAGCUUGGAAUCCAAUGCUGUCAAUUACAAAGUUGCGGCGAAAGAAAAACAAUUGAGGAAUGGGGCUGUAAAUGGGGAUACGAUGCAAACUACAGGGCUGACCUUCGUUGCUUCCUAUGUCUUUUGAUUAACGCGAAAUCGGUAAUUUUGGACGUUAAUCAGUUUUCUCUUGAAAAUUUCUAAGACACAUUGACUGUUGUUAGCAAUUAAACUCUAUUGAUUGUUUCAUGCAUUACAACGAUGGUCACUUCGAGGUUCCUAUUGGUCAUAUCAACUUUGAAUUAUUUGUACAUCUCUGGCAUGUUGCCAGGAUGUUAUAUAGUUUAGUUGUCCGUUGAUUUCAAUCGAAAGCUUAACACAGGAUUUAGCGAAGAGCUCCUCGGUGUGAACUGUUUUGGCGUGUAUCGGCAAUUGCUAGAUAAGGUUUCUUCUUUUAUGCGCUUCCACGGUGAAUUCGUAAAAGCGCUCAAAAUUCCGAGGUGCGAAAUUUAUUUUUCAGUUUGUUAGACCGCUGUCGCCAGCAACUUUAUGAUGAAGAUUGCGAGACAUAAUUUUCGUGUCGUGUUGAAUUUUUACCAUAAAAUUCGAAUCUUCAAAUCCCAUAAACUCUUUACCUAAGUUUUUGCAAUGCAAGUAACGCUUGAGUUGCAAGAAAUUCAAAUGUGUUACUGCAUGGCAAAUAUUUAGUACCUGUAUUGUGCAUAACUCGGGGCUUUUUCAUACAUGGUAUUUUCUUAAAUAUGUGCCCUCUAAAAUCACUGUUUUGUUGGGCUGCCUCGACUUUGUAAACGAAGCCGAUGAUUCUGAGCUGCAGGAAAUUGUUAUUCACCGCUGCAAGAAUUCCUAAUCAUUGACUUCCUACGUACUCUGACGUAAAGAGUCUGAGCUAUUAUUGCAAAGCUUGUAGAUUUUCUGUGUUGUUGUUGAGUCGUCUGUGCUAAAACUACGAAUUCCUAGAGGACUGAUCCAUUUAAAAGAACUUGAGUUUGACAUUGCUCUCAUGUAAGUUUUAUAUGAUGAUUACAAUAUAUAUUUUUUGAUGUA
Hyalella azteca is the source of this 5766-nucleotide messenger RNA. Its product is annotated as mucin-4. Lineage: Eukaryota; Metazoa; Arthropoda; Malacostraca; Amphipoda; Hyalellidae. Gene Ontology annotation, cellular component: phosphatidylinositol 3-kinase complex. Gene Ontology annotation, molecular function: 1-phosphatidylinositol-3-kinase regulator activity. Bases 650 to 3022 code for a protein of 790 amino acids. The transcript is spliced from 2 exons. Gene Ontology annotation, biological process: phosphatidylinositol phosphate biosynthetic process. The record is from RefSeq and is a predicted model, not a curated record.